Euleptes europaea (tarantolino) is the source of this 1416-nucleotide messenger RNA. RefSeq names its product alpha-L-fucosidase 1 (gene FUCA1). Gene Ontology annotation, cellular component: lysosome. The coding region runs from base 1 to 1416 and encodes 471 amino acids. Gene Ontology annotation, molecular function: alpha-L-fucosidase activity. The record is from RefSeq and is a predicted model, not a curated record. NCBI's taxonomy places the organism in Eukaryota, Metazoa, Chordata, Lepidosauria, Squamata, Sphaerodactylidae. The transcript is spliced from 8 exons. Gene Ontology annotation, biological process: fucose metabolic process; glycoside catabolic process.
AUGGCGGCCCGGGCGCUGGUUUCGCGGCCGGCGGCUCCGCUUCUGUGGCUGCUGCCGCUCUUCCCCCUCCUCCUCCUCCUCGGCGCGGCCCCUCCGCCGGCCCCGCGUCCCUCCCCCGGCCGCUACUCGCCCGACUGGGCCAGCCUGGACGCGCGGCCGCUGCCCGGCUGGUUCGACGAGGCCAAGGUGGGCGUCUUCCUCCACUGGGGCGUCUUCGCCGUGCCGGCCUGGGGCUCGGAGUGGUUCUGGUGGCACUGGAAGGGCGAGCGCAGGCUCGACUACGAACUCUUCGUCCGCUCGCGCUUCCCGCCCGGCACCGCCUACGCAGACUUCGCACCGCGCUUCACCGCCCGCGACUUCCAGCCCCACGCGUGGGCCAGCCUCUUCCAGAAAGCCGGAGCCAGGUACGUGGUGCUGACUGCGAAGCAUCAUGAAGGUUUCACAAACUGGGGGUCCCCUGUGUCCUGGAACUGGAACUCGAUGGACACAGGGCCCCAUCGAGACUUGGUGGGAGAGCUGGGGGAAGCCCUCAGAGGAAGGAAUAUACAUUAUGGACUGUACCAUUCCUUGUUUGAGUGGUUUAAUCCACUCUAUGUAGAGGACAAAAAAAGCGGGUUCAAGAGCCAGUAUUUCGUGUUGGAGAAAACGCUGCCAGAGCUUUAUGACCUUGUUAUAAGAUACAAGCCGGAUAUCAUUUGGUCCGAUGGAGAAUGGGAGGCUCCGGACACAUACUGGAACUCUACCUCUUUCCUUGCCUGGCUUUACAAUGAUAGUCCAGUAAAGGACACUGUCGUGGUGAACGAUCGGUGGGGCAUAAACUGCUCCUGCCAUCAUGGAGGGUACUACAAUUGUCAAGAUAAAUACAAGCCCGGCACUCUGCCGACCCACAAGUGGGAGAUGUGCAGCUCUAUCGACAAGAGUUCGUGGGGAUAUCGGAGCAACAUGAAAAUUAAUGAACUCAUGGAUACCUCCAGCAUAAUUAAGGAACUUGUGAGCACUGUGAGCUACGGAGGAAAUUACCUUCUCAACAUCGGUCCCACCAAAGAAGGGGUGAUCGCCCCAAUCUUCCAGGAGAGGCUGUUGGCAAUGGGGAAGUGGCUGGAUAUUAACGGGGAGGCUAUUUACGCAUCGAAGCCCUGGAGAGUUCAGAAGGAGAAUGGCACCGCCAGCGCAUGGUACACUUCAAAAAAACCUGCAGUUUACACUAUCUUUUUUACCUGGCCGGAAGACAGUGUGUUGUACCUUCCAUCUCCAGACUUAACGGCAGGCACGCAAGUGACCAUGUUGGGGUUCCCUGCGUCCUUGAAGUGGCAAAAGGCCCCAGGCGGAGGAUUGCACAUCACGCUGCCCUCGACAGUCCCCUCCCUUCUCCCGCUGCAGCACGCCUGGACUCUCAAGCUAGUUGGAGUAGAAUAA